AAAGCGUUCAGUUAAUUAUAUAGUUGUUAAACGAUAUCAGAUUAAUUAUUGAAUGUAACAUUGUAGUGCUUUAUAUAACAUUAAUAGGCGUUAUUUUGUAGAAUGUCCUGCUGAAGAAACUGAGAUCCUCGUGACACACUGAUAUAAAGAUGGCGUUUAUUAAAGAGGAGAGUGAAGACGUAAGGAUUGAAGAAGUGUUCAGUCUGAAACAAGAAGAGACUGAGGAACAAACAGACCUGCUGGUGCUGAAAGAGGAGAAUCAAGAUCCGAAUGAAAUAGAACAGACCGAUCAGUAUGAGAAACACCAUGAUUUAAUAACUGGUAAAAAUUCCACACAGACCAAAGCUACAUCUUUAGGAAAAAGAGCUCAGAAAACCAAAUCUACCAGCUCUUUCACCUGCCAUCACUGUGGAAAGAGUUUUGAUGAAAAACAAAAACUUCAAACGCACAGGAGAGUUCACACUGGAGAGAUACCAUUACCCUGCCAACAGUGUGGAAAAAACUUCACUCAACAAGGUGCCCUUAAAAGGCACAUGAAAACUCACACAGGAGAGAAGCCUUACACAUGCCAACAGUGUGGAAACAGUUUUACUCAGAAAGAAGCUCUUAAAAGUCACAUGAGAACUCACUCGGGAGAGAAACCAUUUACCUGCCAACAGUGUGGAAAAAGUUUCACUCAAAAAUCAAACCUUAAAAGGCACACGAGAACUCAUUCGGGAGAUAAGCCUUUCACCUGUCAACAGUGUGGAAAGAGUUUCAGUCAAAAAGUAAGAAUUCAAAGUCACAUGAAAACUCACACUGGAGAGAAACCUUACACCUGCCAUCUGUGUGGAAAGAGUUUCACACAGAAAAGCACCCUUCGUUCCCACAUGAACAUUCACACUGGAGCAAAACCUUAUACAUGUGAACAGUGCGGAAAGAGUUUCCCUGGAAAACAAAACCUUAAAAUCCACAUGAGACGUCACACUGGAGAGAAGCCUUACUCUUGCAAGUAUUGUGGGAAGAGUUUCACAAAUGCAUACUCCUGUAAAUACCACAUGAGAAUUCACACUGGACAGAAUGUGUUCACAUGUAAUCUUUGCGGAAAGAGACUCGCAACAGAAUUUAACCUUGAGUGUCACAAGCUCAGGCACACUGGAAUAAAACCCUUCGAAUGUGUUCAGUGUGGAAAGUGUUUCAGAAGUCUGAUAAGAUUUGAUUGCCACAUGAAGACUCAUUCGGCAGAGGAAUGCUGUAAAUGUGCUCAGUGUGGAAAGAGUUUCAGGAAUAAACGUAACCUCAAUGUUCAUGUUAAAAAACAACACAUUCAAGAGAAGCCUCUGGGAAGAGCUUCCCACAAAUAAUCUUAAGAUUCCCAUGAAAUACGUGUGGAAUUGCUCACACCACAGCUGAAUGUGUGCCAUAUCUGAUUAUGGCAUCUUCAUAGCCAUGUCUUUUAUUUGUAUUGUUAACUUUUUUUAAAAACUUAUCUUGAGGCUUUUUAUUUUUUUCUAUAAAUGAUUCCCUGUAUCCACACCUGUUUUCUUUUGCUAUGGUUUGAAACAUUACAGUAGACACACUCUAAUUGUGAUUGUAUGGAGACAUUGCUCUAUUCCGUUCACUGGUAACUUGGAACCAAAAUUUUACAUUUCUGUCUUACUGCAAAAUGCCACAAUGUAACUAAAUGAUUAAAAAUAAAAUGCGAACUGCAUAAUGAGCAACAAUGAGCAAA
Molecule: messenger RNA, 1711 nt
Organism: Carassius carassius (crucian carp)
Lineage: Eukaryota; Metazoa; Chordata; Actinopteri; Cypriniformes; Cyprinidae
Product: gastrula zinc finger protein XlCGF57.1-like
Exons: 4
Coding region: 150-1343 (397 amino acids)
Biological process (GO): regulation of transcription by RNA polymerase II
Molecular function (GO): DNA-binding transcription factor activity; RNA polymerase II cis-regulatory region sequence-specific DNA binding
Source: RefSeq, a predicted model, not a curated record